Messenger RNA from Carassius gibelio (silver crucian carp), 3497 nucleotides. RefSeq names its product protein disulfide isomerase family A, member 5 (gene pdia5). Lineage: Eukaryota; Metazoa; Chordata; Actinopteri; Cypriniformes; Cyprinidae. The transcript has 17 exons. Gene Ontology annotation, cellular component: endoplasmic reticulum. Gene Ontology annotation, biological process: protein folding. The record is from RefSeq and is a predicted model, not a curated record. The coding region runs from base 71 to 1657 and encodes 528 amino acids. Gene Ontology annotation, molecular function: protein disulfide isomerase activity.
AUGCAAUAAUCACAAGUUGAAAAAGCCAAGAAAAAGAAGAAGAAGAAGAGGCAGACGUGGCAGCGGCAUCAUGGCUUCUUGGAGCCGAAACGGGAGACGUAGGAGAGUGAUCGAAAUGUUCUUAUUCCUGUCAUUGGUUGCAGUGUCAUCCGCCCUGCAGGCAGCGAAGGUGUCUCCGCUCAUAGAGAAAGUCAGUGACCACAAGGAUUUCAAGAAACUUCUGAGAACCAGAACUAAUGUUCUUGUCUUGUAUACCAAGUCAGCUUCGUCUGGAGAUGCUCAUUUAAAGCUGCUGUCUGAUGUGGCACAGGCCGUGAAAGGUCAGGGUACCAUCGCCUGGGUGAAUUGUGGGGAUUCAGAAGGUCGCAAACUCUGUAAAAAAGUCAAAGUAGACCCCAGUUCAAAAACCAAUGGAGUUGAGGUCUUGCAUUACAAGGAUGGGACCUUCCACACAGAAUAUAACCGACCAGCUACGUUUAAGUCCAUGGUGGCAUUCCUGAAAGACCCUGCAGGUGCCCCACUGUGGGAGGAAAACCCCGAGGCUAAAGAUGUUGUUCACAUCGAGUCAGAGAAGGAUUUCCGGAAGCUGCUGAAAAGAGAAGAGCGGCCCAUCCUAAUGAUGUUUUACGCCCCAUGGUGUGGAGUAUGUAAAAGGAUGCAGCCCAUUUUCCAGCAAGCAGCCACCGAGACAAAAGGGAAAUAUGUGUUGGCUGGGAUGAACGUGCACCCGGCGGAGUUUGACGGGCUCAAACAGGAGUUCAGCGUCAAGGGCUACCCAACCUUCUGCUACUUUGAGAAGGGUAAAUUUUUGCAUCAUUAUGAGAAUUAUGGAGCUACCUCUAAAGACAUUGCUGAUUGGUUGAAAAACCCCCAACCCCCUCAACCUAAAACUCAAGAGGUGCCCUGGUCAGAAUCCGGCUCGGCGGUCUUCCAUCUGACUGAUGAGUCUUUCGACUCAUUCCUGGAGGAGCAUCCGUCAGUCCUGGUCAUGUUCUAUGCUCCCUGGUGUGGCCACUGUAAGAAGAUGAAGCCAGAGUUUGAUGAAGCUGCUGAGAUCCUCAACAAAGACCCAGAUAGCCCAGGUGUAUUGGCAGCAGUGGAUGCCACCAUUCACAAGUCCAUCGGUGAGCGGUUUAAAAUCUCAGGCUUCCCAACAGUGAAGUACUUUGACAAGGGGGAAGAGAAGUACACACUUCCUCAACUCCGGAGCAAAGACAAAAUCAUCGAGUGGCUGCAGAAUCCCCAGGCCCCACCUCCUCCAGAGAAGUCGUGGGAUGAGAUGCCGUCCAAUGUGAGCCACCUGGGAGCCGAAGAUUUCAGGGAAUUUCUGAAAAAGAAGAAACAUGCCUUGGUCAUGUUCUAUGCUCCAUGGUGUCCACACUGCAAGAACGCCGUCCCUCAUUUCACCACAGCAGCUGAGCUGUUCAAAGAGGACCGCAAGAUUGCAUAUGCUGCAGUGGACUGCACAAAGGGACAAAACCAUGAGUUGUGUAAACAGGAGGGUGUUGAGGGCUACCCAACAUUCAACUAUUACAACUAUGGGAAGUUCAGCGAGAAAUACAACGGGGAAAGAGGGGAAGCUGGCUUCACUGGUUUCAUGAGAAAUCUCAGGGGCCGAGACCAAGAGAAAGUGGGCAAGCGGAAAGAGGAGCUCUAAUAGUGUGGGUGUGGUUCCUAUAAAUGGGAGGAGUCUAUCAUUGCACUGUGACUUGGGCAUAGACAUCCCAGCACUGAUGCCACAGACUUGAAACCUCAGCUAAAAAGGCUAUUUUUUAUACAGCUGUGCCCUUAUGUUUGUAAUACCAAUGUACAACCAUCAGACCGCUUCAAACUAUUUUGUUUAGUUUUAAUUUCCUGACAUUUUGUGAAAUUUUUUUUUUUCAAAUACUGUGACUUCAGUUACUGAAAUCAACACCUGAAAUCUAUGCAACACUGGGCCUUCACUCGCAAGGGUCCCAUACGUUUGAUGGGUGGCUGGUGUUUAAUGGGCAAAACCAAUUAUCACCAGGAUACAUUGUCGUGACUCCCAUUACAGUGAGGAGUAAUAAAGUGUACAAUCGUAUCUGCAAAUAUUUUUGUAAAGAAAAAAAAGGAAAGAAUGCUGUAUAACAUCAUGGUUUUGGGAGUUUUGUUGUAGCUGAACUUUGUGGCCUUAAUAACUGUCGUCCAAAUAUUUUACUAUUUUCAAGAAACACAGUACUACAGCCAAAAUAGAAGAGCAAAGACAAGAACAUGUUUUCAAGCAAGUCGUUUUUUCCUUAUGUUUUAUUGUCAGUUGUGACAGAAUAAAAUUACGUACCAAAACUGGAAAUGCCGAAAAAACUGUUUGAAACAAAUUAAAAAUAUAAUUUGAAACAAAUUAAUUCUGGAAGUUCAAUCCAUUAAAAUUUCUGGGCCCUUGACAUUCCAUAGUAAAUGAAUAUUUCUGCUUAUUUUAAAAGUCUAGUCUGGUUAUGUGGUUUCUUAUUUGCAUUGCUAUUCUGGAUAUAUAAUACACAUAUGGAAAUUUCCUCUUCUAAGCAUGGGAAUGGUACAAUAAGUGAUGAUGGGACCACAUAUAACGUCUUUAUUUAUGCGGGAGCUAGAUGGUUUGCUUUAAGGCAUGUUGAGUGAUGCUCAUUUAACAAGUCUCACCGGAGGAUCCGUUUUACUUGCUCUCUCCCAAAUGUUGGCGCUCUCAUCUUGAUACCACAACCCUUACCAGUAUCUCUGUGGCAACUCCACUGUUAUGUGUGUGGAAAUCUCCCUCCUCUAAGCAGGGAGAUCCAUAUUUAAUGGUCUUGUAGCUGAUCUUUUGUUGUAUAAUUCAGAGGGUUGGUUCGUUUCAUUAUGAAUAAGAUUCUCAGGGAUAGUGAAACACAAUUGAAGAGCACUAUUGCUCAUCGUAAUUUGCAAUCCAGUUGGGUGUUCUCUAUUCACAUCGCUAAAUUAUGAAUUGUUUACAUGUAUCUUUGGGAGACGGAACACGAAAAAAAAUAAUAAUUGAACAGGAAUUUAGUUUACAUUUCCUUGUCAAAUUUGUGGCAAGAAGUGUUGAAUAAAACAUGAGCCAAGGAAUGCUGAUGCAUAGAUAUCAAUUAUAUGCAAGAUAAUGGCUUUCAAGUUCAAAAUACUGUCUGUAAGGUUAAAGUGGGAACACAUGCUGAAUUUGUAUCGUAGCUGGAUGAAAAAAGGUCCUGUUGAGGGGAAGAGUACAGAUAGCUUUACCAGAACAUGUUCAAUAAUGGUCCAAAAUGACAGAUGUGGGUGAACGCUUGCACAGGUUUGUCUCACUACAGUAUGUUCAACCGCUGUCACGACAUGGUUCAAUUGUGCAUUGACAUUUAUAUCAAUAUUUGGAUGGUCAGGGGCCUUCACUUGGUUCCUUGUGGGAUGUGGGAGCUACAACAAUGCCAAGAAGUCACUGUCGCAUUGAUUUUUUUUUGUGCCCAGCCAUAUGUACAGAUUUGCUGCAUCAAUGAACACAAUGCAAAAUAAAAGGCAUACAUUUCCAAGAA